AUGGGCAUGUUAACUCGGGCUCGCAGCCGCAAGGCGCACCCUCAACCCACGGAACCCGCGACAUCGAAGAAGCCCAACAAGCUUCAGAAAAAGAACCCGCGUCAGACACGCGCCGAACCGACUGCGGCAGGCAAUGCGACCGUGAUCGAGACCGACGCGCAGGCCCUCGAGCAGACUGAAUGGGUAGAACCGCCUUGUUCACGCGCGCGCCCGACCUGGGCAAAUCCCGACUCCUACUUCACGCCGCAAGAGAACGCCUCGCUCAACACCAUGCGGCCCAUCGGGCAGUACCCGACGGUGGGCGACUACAAGAGCGUUGGUCUGACACCUCCGACCAAGAGCGCUGUUAAACGCGCGUUCAAGUUGACGGUGCGCGCGACGGGCGAGGUCAGUGAUGCAAUCAUCACCAGCUCUCCGACGCCUAUCACGCCCGGAGCAGAGGAUGGAGUCUUGGACGACACGCGGGUCAAGGUUGACGAGGGUGCCUUGAGCGGGAUUGAGAAUUUGGAGAUCCUCACGGAUUCAGGUGAGGCAACUGCGGUGAAGCACCUGGUGAGAGAUAUGGACAUGAGCGACGUCCAGGACGGCAGCCUGGCGACCCCCAUCUCUGAAGCAAUCGGACUUCAGACUACACAACCUUCUUUGUCUCCCGUCGAAACCCCAGUGGACACUCCAGCCGAAGAACCCUUGAUCAACCCUGCUCGGACUGCUCUCGGUACAUUUCUCGCUGCUGCACAGGUGAAGAAACCCUUGUCACAAACAUCGUCUCCUGUCAUCCCCGCCACUUUGGAUCCCAUGGACGUAGUAGACGCCAUGGCCUCUGAAUCUGAAAAGCCAGUUGACCGCGAUUUCAUCGCUGUCCUGCACUCCCUUCCAGACCCCGAGUCCAGCAAAUACGAUGUAGCUCAACUGAAGCAAGUUAUCGCAACAUCGAUCUCUCACUCUCGUGAGGCUGGGAAUGAUAAGGCAGCACUGUGUCUGCUUCACUACUGGUCUGAAAUCGCGGGUGAUGACUUCAAGCUGUCUCUAAUCUACAACAUGGGCCUUAAAGAGGUUGAUCACAACCUGGAACUGGCGCUGAAGACCAUGCUACGCCACUCGAUGGAAGAUGCCUCAGAGUGGUACAAGGCAUACAUCUCAAAGCGACCUGUUGCCUUGGAGCGUCAGGAUUCAGGCAGUGACUCCAGCCUCUCAUCUGCCCAGUCACUUGAGAUGGAAACUCUCAAUCAAACAUUUAAAGUUGCAGACAUUUACCGCGACACCUCCGGCCCCCGCGUCGAAGAACUCUUCAACAGCGGCAAGUCCAACACUGCUCCUCUCAAACGGGCAAGGAAGCCGUGCCGAGUGAACGAAAACUCUUUCAAACGUCGUCGUGAGUGGGAAGCAGACCCAUCACUUGAAGAAGCCCUACGAGAGAAACGUGCUCGCCUGCUCAAGGUGACUGAACCCGAACCUGAGGAAGUCAUGCCAAAGACCAGCUCAGUUCGCCCCAAGAGAGGCCGACGUGCUGCCGUCGAGCAGCCUCCCACUGAGGUUCCCACACCUGAGACCACUGAAGUGGAACCGAUCGUUCAGUCAGUGGAGGUCCCUGAGCCAGCGCCUGCACGCGCGCAGCGAGCCCAGGUUCUUGGGAAACGCACUCGCGAGUGGUCACUAGACACCACUGUCUCUGCCGAGUCGGCCGUCUCCAACGAGUGCUACUCGGAGCGAGAGAAUGAUUGGCAUGGCGAGUUCAGCUGGCGAAAGAUGCCGAAUUCAAUUGAGCCGCCUGACAACAGUGACAAUUGCUACGAGUGCGACCAGGUUGGCAAUCUCCUUUGCUGCGAUACAUGUGAAAACGCAUUCCAUUUUGAAUGUCUGAAACCUCCCAUGGAUCCCAAGAACCCGCCCCAGGGCGAGUGGUAUUGCCCGCGCUGUGGAGUCCGCAACCCUCUCACUACCGCGAUCGCACAUGGUCGCUACAAGAAGCGCAAGACCGAGUACUCCCCUCCAACGCACAUCAAGGAGUACUUUAUUGGCGUCAGUGAGGGUCGGCAUUUCGAACCUUCCGACCCCAAAGCAAUCAAGAACCAGCGCUUCUACAAGUCGGUUCCCCACAUACCGCGUCUGACUAAGCCACCAAGGGCCAACAUCCCAACUCCUGUCUACGACGAUCCCAACCUGCUGAAGAUGUCCGACAAUGGCCAUGUAAUCCUCUGCAACAGUUGUGGUCGUUGUACCGAUAAUGAGCGCCCGAUCGCCCGCUGUGACUACUGCCCCUCUUACUUCCACCUAGACUGCCUUGAUCCCCCCCUCGCAAAUCCCCCUAACCCUCGUGCCGGGUGGAUGUGCCCCAAGCAUGUCCUGCCUGAUGAACUGAUCGUGACCAAAAUGGUUGAUGGUCGUUUACAAGAGCGCCGUCCGCGCCGUCCCAAGCACACCGUUGCUUCCGUUGACGUGGAUCCCAUUCCAUAUGAUGAUGUCAAUGAGACUACUUUUGAUGAUGACUUCCGUGAGAAGCGUCACCUCCUCCCUGCCGGCGACAUGAUCCUGGACUUCAUCUCCGCCGUGCGCAAUGACCCCUCCCGUCAGCAGAAAGAAUUCUUCGCUGGCCUCGCCAAUACAUGCAUCAACCUUGCUAGGAACAUGGUUGAAGAGCGUCUGGCGCAGAACAGCACCAUCUCUGCUGAUGAAAUCACCGCAUCAAUCGCCCCAAGUAUAAACGAGGCUAUUGAUAACCUCCAAACGGGCAAGUCGACCAAAGACCAGUACGAUGCUGCCCUUACUCUUGUCGGAUUUGCCAAAGGCGAAUCAAGCCCUCCGGUCGGGGAUAACAAUGACGACAAUGCCUCAACCACAUCUCCAUCCAAUCCAUCCAAAGACUGA
Messenger RNA from Penicillium daleae, 2865 nucleotides. RefSeq names its product putative PHD finger domain protein. NCBI's taxonomy places the organism in Eukaryota, Fungi, Ascomycota, Eurotiomycetes, Eurotiales, Aspergillaceae. The coding region runs from base 1 to 2865 and encodes 954 amino acids. The record is from RefSeq and is a predicted model, not a curated record. Gene Ontology annotation, biological process: regulation of transcription by RNA polymerase II. The transcript is spliced from 3 exons. Gene Ontology annotation, cellular component: Rpd3S complex.